AUGUUCAUACUGGAGGGAUUGUACGAGUCUGUGUACAAUGCGAGGUGGCAUUAUGUCAUGGAAGUAUCCGACGACACAGAAAUGGGAAUGAAGGUGGAGAAGGGGAAACCGAAACAGUCAUGGACGUACAAGAAAGUUGGCUACACCCUCGAAAAGGAUGACGCUGUGCAGCAAUCCGGUGAAGCACCUCCCAGGCUGAUGGUGCUUACCUCGGACAAGGGAUGGCCGUACACUCUGAGUGUGCUGAAUGGGUGUGGCAAUGACUUGUGUGUUAACUCUGAGGUGGAGCGAGCGUGGCAGAUCGUCAAGGGCGAUCUCACCGAGUGGUUCAGCAAUUUUGAUUUGACUCUCAAUCCUUCACCCAUGCCGCAUGUGUUGGUUGGGACGGCCGGGAUCGGGAAGUCGAUGGCUGCCGGCUCGUACCUUCUCUACCAGCUGCUGCACUACGAUGUCGAGAAACUCCAAGUGGUUGUCCACUGUUUUGGAAUCACGAUGUACGUGUUUGACAAGAACACCAAAACCGUGACAAAAUACGUGGGUGAGAUAACAUCCAUCGUUGUUUUGGGUGGUUUGUGGCAGCGUGGGGUGAAAGGGUAUAUUAUUUACGAUGUGACGGAGAAAGGAACACCGCCCGACACAGGCCUUGCGCCUUCUAGUGGAUGGGGCAUGAUUGUGGUGUCAUCGCCAAACCUGGACAACUAUGAUGAGUGGGAGACGCAAGCAAAAGCCAGUCAAAUCAUCAUGAAUUGUCCCGACGAGAUGGAUGUGAAGGCGAUGUGUGCAUGGACGAAACGCGGUCUGGAUACAGAUGAGCAAGCGGGAUACUGGAAAAAGGUCGAAGAACGCAUGAAAAAAUUUGGGCCGAUUCCGCGUCACAUCUUUGAUGAGAAAAGUUAUAAAGAUCGCUUGGCUGCCAUUAAUGGUGCCUUGUUGGCGAUCAAACUCACUGAUGUUGGAGAGUACUUUGCCCUGAGAGGAAGUAAGCUAUGGUAUUCCGAGGAUCCGUCUCACAAACUUGUGAAGGUCGUCCGGGAAAUAACAAAAAAAGGUGUUGAGUUAUUUCUCAACGCAUCAAUAAGUGCUGAUAUCGGGUUUCGAAUUGCGGACCGUUUGGAAAAGAAAAUGGGUGCGAAGGAUCUUUUGUUGCUAAUAUUGGGAUCGCGUGGUGCUCUUGCUUCCCGAGCUCUGGAACAAUUAGGUUUGCGCGUAUUCAUGUAUGGGGAGCUUGUCUGUGCAUUAGUAGAGGAACUCAAGGAGCUGAGGCCACCAGAACGUAAUGAAGCACAGGAUUCAGUGCUGAAGGUAAACCAUCAAGGGCACCCCACUCGCACCGUUGGAUUAGCGGGACUGGAAGGCGGUGUCACGAGGACUGCGAUGGAGUACAGGGUGCUGUACAUACCGAAGGUUGAAAACUUUCCACUGGUGGACGGUUUUUUCUUCAUGGAGUCACCGCGGAGGACGCUGGUUGGGCUGCAGAUGACUACGGCGGGUGAUCAUCACACCAUACCCAGCACUGUGAGGCAGUUCACUGAGUGCCUGGCGACAUAUUUUGAAGGAUGGGACGAAUUAUCCCGAGACAUGUCGUGGGAGAUGAUUUAUAUAAAAAACGCAUUCAGCAAAAAGAUAUUAAAAUGGCAGAGGUGCGAUGUCGUCAAUCCCAAUAAUGAAACCGACGCUGAAAAAGAGAUUGUGGCGUUCUGGAAUAAAGAGGUACACCAAUACCAGUUUAUGUUAACACGUGAUUUUUUAAGUAAAAUCACAGAAAUGAGAAUACAAUAA
Trypanosoma cruzi is the source of this 1779-nucleotide messenger RNA. RefSeq names its product retrotransposon hot spot (RHS) protein, putative. The record is from RefSeq and is a predicted model, not a curated record. The coding region runs from base 1 to 1779 and encodes 592 amino acids. The transcript has a single exon. NCBI's taxonomy places the organism in Eukaryota, Euglenozoa, Kinetoplastea, Trypanosomatida, Trypanosomatidae.